AUGCGUUUCGAGAUCUUCGCUCUUCCUGUACUGGCUGCUGUUGCAGAGGCUGUUGCCAUCUCGAGCAAGCCUAGCAGUGUCUGCACGACCUGCCCAGUCACCAUCCAGAACACAGAUGCCGCCAUCUCAUCGGUCCUGUCCCAGAUGUCCGCACAAAGCCCCAGAGCUGUCCUGACCACCACCUCAAUCACCGGUUCGCCAGUUGCCCCCACUGCAGUUGCAAAGAUGAGCACCACUGCUCCUCCUACUUCAGCAAAGCCCACUGCAGCAUCAACAGCUUCCAAAAAGGCAAGCACAAGCAGCAGCAGCAAGAAGCGUCAACGCCGCGCAGCAACCACUACCUCUUCCUCUGUUGUUGCCUCAUCCACACCCGCCAACGGAGCCUGCUCCACCAUGCCCAACUUCGGCUACACCUACACACCCACCAACCCCGCNCCCUCGGCCUUCCUCAAAGACACCACUCUACGCGCCCAAUACAUGACCGCCUCUGUGCCCGCAAACUACGUCUGGCGUUUCGCAGGCUUCUACGCCUCCAUCUCUCAAGCAGGCUACAUGUUCUACACCGAGUUGUCUUCGUACUCACCUUCCCAAUGCGCUGCCAUCUGUGAUGCCAAUACCGCUUGCAAAGGCUUCAAUAUCUAUUUUGAGAGAACACCUUCGUUGGCGCCUGGAAAUGGGUGUGUUAAUCCUGCUCCUCAGGUGGAUGUCAAGUGUGCUUUUUACUCGACUGCGGUGUCUGAGGCUAAUGCUGUCAAUAUUGGUUCGUGGAGGAGUUCGUUUAAUGUGGUUAUUACUGGUGGCAAUGGAUAUACCAAGAUGUAA
Molecule: messenger RNA, 822 nt
Organism: Aureobasidium musti
Lineage: Eukaryota; Fungi; Ascomycota; Dothideomycetes; Dothideales; Saccotheciaceae
Source: the annotation of a GenBank genome assembly